AUGACCGGAAACCCGCCUGGACAGAGCUUAACGCGCGCCUUCCGCUGUUGCAGAGGUGCUCAACGACGCCAUCUUCGACGAGGAGCACGACGAGAUGGUGGUGGUGAAGGACAUCGAGAUGUUCAGCAUGUGCGAGCACCACCUGAAUUGUGGAGAUCUAUAGCAGACGCCUACAAGUGCAAGAGCGCCUCACCAAGCAGAUUGCCGCACAUGUGCAUGGUGAUGCGGGGCGUGCAGAAGGUGAACAGCAAGACGGUGACGUCGGCCAUGUUGGGCGUCUUCCGGGACGACCCCAAGACGCGGGAGGAGUUCCUCAACUUGGUGCACUCCAAGUAAAGAAGCGGCCUCUCUACCCCCGCCCACGCAACAUUGACGGUCCAACCAAACAUCCAUCUUCAAAAGCAAAACAUCCACGUUCCUCGUCGGCACAAGCGGGGGUUCAGCCGCCCGGAAGCAUAUUUACAAAUAUAGUUUACUUAUUUUCUAUUGCGACAAAAGUCAACAAAAACAUCACACGUCACAAUAAUUACAAGCAUCACAAACUUAAUUUAAUUGAUGUUUCAUAAGAAAACUCGAUGUUUUGAAAAGGCCAUUGGUGUCGUGCCUCUCCCUGCCACCACCAGAGCCAAAUGGCGUCUGGUUUCCUUGGCGGCGUGGGAGGGGGAGGGGGAGGGGAAGAGGGAGGGAAGGCCUCCGCCCGCCCAUGUGUUCGCGUGUGUUCAUUUCCAGGGUCCCAAACAGUAUUCCGCGCAGCCGCCCAGCGGCGCUUGUAGCUUCGUAGGAUUAGACUCUUUGCCACCUCACGCCCUCCACGUGAUCCCUUCGCCCUAGCAGAUUCAUUAGGCCCUUUGACUCUGUUCAAUGAUUUUUUGUCGUAAUUCGGCCUUGUUAUAAGAAAAUGUAAAAUUUUUAUAAAUAAGAAAUAGCAUUUCUUGCAAUAAGUGUACUCAUGCACAAUCUUUUGCUACAACUCAUUUUUUUCGAUUACUGCUGACGGACAGCUGUAUGUUAAAUCCUUAACCGACGCCGGCGGUUACCGUUAUGCGUUUCUUCUCUCUUCUUUGGUUAUAUAUAAAAACAGUAUUACGGAAAAAAUGUUAAAUUACCACUUUUAGUGUAAAACAUUACUUUUACUUGCAUAAUAAUAUUUUUAUAAUAUGUUUUAAUCGUGUCAAAUUAAAUUGUGAAGACAUUGUAAAAUUAGUCGUUAAAAAAUUUUACUUUCACGUUUACUCCACUCACUCAUUGUUUGGUGAACUCAAUUCACAAACACAAAACACCGAGACAAAAUUGCCGACCAGAAAAGAAUUAAAUUUAAACUGUAUAUGCCUCACUAAUAUUUGAAAAAUAGAGUUGUAAAAACAUAUUUAUUUCAUACGCAGAACUACGAAAAUUAAAAAGGGUGGGCAAAACUUUGUCGCCCUUGGUACUGCUAGGGUUCAAAGAGGAAUUGAGAGGCCUUUGAUUGAACGUUUCAACAACGCCGAAACCAGACCUCAAAUCAUUCAAAAGAACAGGAAGUCGAAAAUUCAGUGCUGCGUUUCGCUGUUACUACACGUUCAAUCGAUUCUUGUUUUAAAGGGAGUUGUCAAUGUACUUCGUAAUGUAUUUUCCUAAAUAGGUCUUGAUAACAGUGAAAUACUUCACACUGCAUCAUACCGUAUCUGUGAAAAAAAUUUAUUAGCAUUUGUAGCGGGAAAUAAAUUCGAAACAAGUAUUCAGUAGAAGAAACGUGCGUUUCUUUUGAAUUGCGGGACCUGGAUGGGCAUUUUAUCCAUAGGUGGAAUCAAAAAUCCUUUCACAAGCUUGCCAAUGUCUUCCUGCUACUCUCAUCUCGUAUAAGGCAUAAUAGCGUAGAUAUAAGUUUCAUCUUACAAUUUUACGUCAGUGUGUAAUUGUGGCAAAAAAGAUAAAUGAUUCAUUCCUCGUAAGAGUUUCCAAAUAUCAAACCAUAUAUUUUCAUGACCUGUUACGGUUUUCAUUAAAUGUAUCCAAUACUUUGGUAUCUUCAGUCACAAUCAUGUAAAAAAAUAAUUUCAUUCGAAAUGUGGAUGAAAAUACAUUGACACAGUAUACUAAUAAAUAAUGUUUCUUUCUUAAUACUGUUUGGAAAAAUACAAGGAAAGAAAUGUUUUUCUUAACAUUCAAUGUUUGCUCCAUUAAUUCAGAAACAUACCUGUCAUAAAAUAUACAAAUUCAUAUAUUUAUAUAGCACCUGUUACAAGCUGAUUCAUAUAUUGUUAUAUAAUAUAUCCUUAUACAUAUACUAUUUUCUGGAUGAAUCAAGAAAAAAUCAGCAUAUAAUUCAUAUUUAAUGAUAGUUGAUAAAUUAUUGAAAUUUAAAAAUGUUCAUUGUUCAAAAACAAACAAAUAAUGGAGGACCACCUUAUGUGUUAAUUAUUGUAGACUAGGAAAAGAAAAUAUAACAAACUGAAAACUUGAUGUGGCGACUUAGACAAUCCCCUUGUAUUUAACUACCCAAAAUAUAUGCAUAAAAUCUGUAUUCCAAAUAAAAAAUUUUAAAAAAAUACAGCGAAAUUGCCUAUAAGGCCAAAGACAAUAUUCAAUAAUGCAUUCAUUUACAUUUAUACUUUUUAAGCUCGUGCACAACUUGUUUUAUUUCUCAUAGAGUGAUGGCCUAACUGUAAUCGGAGGUUAGUUAUUUUUAGUACUAUUUAAAUACUUUCUUUUUGGAAUAUUUUCAUAAAUGUGUUUUACAUUGUUCUAGUAUUACGUGAAAUUAUAUUUAAGUCUCGAUAGAAGUACAGAGCAAGAAAUAUGGACCAAUCAUAUUUGUAUAAGAUGUUGAAUUUUUGUAUGGAUAUACAAGACGGAAGAUCGUGUCUAUGAAUAUUUUAUUAUAGAAAUAUACCUGAUAAUUCAGCC
This is a messenger RNA of Gryllus bimaculatus (two-spotted cricket), 2886 nucleotides long. NCBI's taxonomy places the organism in Eukaryota, Metazoa, Arthropoda, Insecta, Orthoptera, Gryllidae. The record is from the annotation of a GenBank genome assembly.